AUGUUACUCACUGUGGUGCCAGCUCUUCUCCUCAGCGGCUUUGUGCUCGCUCAGGUCCAAGAUCCGGACACUGGUCUCGAACCCGUUGACCCCUCCAACGUGCCUCUCCGGGCACGAUAUGUAGUCGAAUUCUCAGAAGCUGGCUCUGAAAAGUUUCGAGCUCGCGACGGCUCCAUGAAUACCGAGGGCUUCUAUCAGAGCGUCGCUCAGGACACUAAUGUCACUGCCAAAGCCGCUCUCAACUUCACCUCCAGCAUCUUUCAUGGCGCGUCGUUUGAUUUAGCCAGCGACACUGCUGCGACAGAUCUAGAGGAAAUCAAGGCGUUGCCUGGGGUUGUAAACCUGUGGCCCGUCGCAACUGUCUACGCCAGCCCGAAGAUUGAGUCUACUGUCGCGAACUUUAGCCAAUGGAGCCCUCACAAUCUAACCCGUGUCAAAGAUGUUCAUGCUCUGGGGUAUGAUGGAAAAGGCGUUGUGAUAGCUGUAGUUGAUAGUGGCAUCGACUAUCUUCAUCCCUCUCUUGGUGGCGGCUUUGGCACGGGCUUCAAGGUCGAGUCUGGAUACGAUUUCGUCGGAGACAACUACAGUGCAAGCUCUCCGGAUGUUCUCUUUCCAGAUGAAGAUCCAAUUGACUGCCUUGGCCACGGUACACAUGUAGCCGGAAUUGCUGGCAGUUCCAAUGGUGAAUUGCCUGGCGUUGCACCCGGAGCUACCCUGAGAGCCUACAAGGUCUUUGGGUGCGAGGAUGGUACUACCGAGGACAUCAUCGCCAUGGCUUUAAUUCGGGCUUUCGAGGACGGCGCUGAUAUCAUUACCGCUUCGCUUGGCUCGAGUCAAGGAUUCCCAGAAAUCCUCUCUGCCCUGGUUGUCACCAGAAUUACGAGUCAGGGUGUUUUCGCCUCUGUUGCAGCAGGAAACGCUGGACAGCGUGGUCCAUUCUUCACCAGCAGCCUCGGCAAUGGAUACGGUGCCCUCGCAGUCGGCAGUGUUCAAUCGACACAGCAGGUUGCCUAUUCCGUUGUGGCCAGGUCAACAAGUGCCACCUGGGUAUUCUUGGUGAACUGGGAGGACAGGCUCUACGACCGUCCCUCUCGGAUCCUCUAUACACAAGGGCAGGCUGUCGGCUUCGCCAGUAUCAACUAUGAUGAUGGGGUCUGGUUGAAGAACCAAAUCCUUGCGGGCGGGAACGUGACCUUUGAGUUCAAAUAUGAUCCCGCGGCUGCGAUCGGAGUUGACUCCUUCACAAACAUGAUCAACGACUUUAGUUCAUGGGGACCGACUUUGGACGUGAGGCAGAAGCCUGAGAUAUCUGCACCUGGUGACCUCAAUGACACAGACCACUUCACCGGCCAACACACAAUUACCAUCUCAAACAACGGAGCUGAACCAGUCACCUACUCUAUCAGUCAUGAAUCCGGCCCUGCCUGUAUGACAAUGAACCCCGUGAAUUGGGUGGGACAAGAUCCUAUUCUUCAGACAGACUUCGGCCAGGCAAGUGCCAACUUUUCUGUGUCAACGAUCACGGUUCCCACUGGGGGCAAGGCCACUUUUGAUGUGGUCUUCACUGCUCCCAUUGAUAUCGAUGCUUCAGUAUUGCCUAUUUACGGCGGAUUCAUUCAUAUCGUCGGCGACAAUGGUGAGGCUCUGAAAGCCACUUAUUUAGGUGUUUAUGGGUCGCUACAUGAUGCCAAGACAUGGGAACUCGAUCGUGGCGUCCCGGUAUAUUUCGGCGCUGGUGGUUACGGCGAUACUUUCGAGGACGGCCGUGUCUUUGACUUGAACCAGGGAACCCCGGUUUUGUACUAUAACAUGCUCUGGGCUACACGUGAGCACAGUUUUGAUCUUGUCAGUGUAGACUGGAAGGAGUCCGAUUGGGUCUACCCUCAAGUCGCUGGAAAGAACAACUGGUUCGGCUCACUUCAAUUCUAUGACGCUCUGAACGAUGUGUACUAUCCGUACCCUUUCGCCUACUACCCACGAAGCUUGAACACCUUCCAGGCAAGCGUCAGCAGCAAUUAUAGCGAUGGAACGCCGAUCUUGAAUGGUCAAUACCGAAUCCUUGGCCGAGCGUUGAAGACCUUUGGCGACCGUGAAAAUGCACAAGACUGGCAAUUCAGGCUUUCCAACCGGCUGGUGGUCCAGAAUAACAGUACCGCCAACGCCUCCACCUCUACCAUCGUGCGCUAG
Diaporthe batatas is the source of this 2187-nucleotide messenger RNA. RefSeq lists its product as uncharacterized. Gene Ontology annotation, biological process: proteolysis. The transcript has 9 exons. Bases 1 to 2187 code for a protein of 728 amino acids. Lineage: Eukaryota; Fungi; Ascomycota; Sordariomycetes; Diaporthales; Diaporthaceae. Gene Ontology annotation, molecular function: tripeptidyl-peptidase activity; serine-type endopeptidase activity. The record is from RefSeq and is a predicted model, not a curated record. Gene Ontology annotation, cellular component: cytosol; membrane; cell wall.